UUGGGACAUGGUUGCCUCCCGGGCGUGAGCCAGGUGCACAUCUCUGGAUUAGGAUUCCGUUUUUUUCCAAAUGCAAAAGUGUUUUCUUUAUCUGCCUUCAUCAUGAAACCUAGUUUGAACAUUCGAACAUAAAAGACUGCCUCGUUGACAACAUGACCGAACAUCGCAGAUUACUGUUCGAUUAGAGGACGCUUUUCUGCCUCACCGUCACAGGCCAAACCCAUGUGCACCACGGCUCAGCUUAAUCGAACUUCCUCAGACAACGACCAAUAGAGAAUUAUAUCCUAAAAGAGUGAAUACCUACUUUUCGGACAUUUCCGGUAGUGCUUUCACAACAUCCAAGAUGGCGGCCAUCCUCGUUUCGUACUGGAGGGAUUCAGAUAAUGAGACCAAAUCUCAUGUUAAUCCUGAAAAGGUUGACCCCGAUGCUCUGGCACAUCUUCAACAGUUGAAAUCUGGCAAAACAAUGUCACUGACUGUCCUCAAUUCAGCUCCUGAGGUCGCCGUAAAGGAGGCUGUGGAGACUGGCGUACAUCUGGACCCCUCUCUCAAAGAGGUCACCUACAACCCCACAUAUGAAACCAUGUUUGCGCCAGAGUUCGGUCCUGUCAACCCAUAUAAAAGUCAACAGGUGGCUGCACCCAGGAAUUUGCUGUCUGGCUAUGCAGAGCCUGCUCACGUCAACAACUUUAUGUUUGAACAGCAGAGGAGGACCUUCUCCACCUUUGGCUAUGCUCUGGAUCCGUCUGUGGAUACAAGUCAAAACUCCUCCAAUAGCUACAUUGGUGCAGUGGAAGAGGCAGAGAAAAAUAAAGGAUUGACUGUGUUUGAGGUUGGCCCAAAGAAGACUGACAAGAGGAAAAAGGUGCAAGGAGGUGAAGCGAAUAACAUUCACAAUUACCUCGGGCCCUGGGCGAAAUACGUGGAUGAAAAGGACGGCGCCAAACCAUCAGAGGAGGAACAGAAGGAGCUGGAUGAGAUCACAGCCAAGAGGCAGAAGAAGGGAAGGAACGAGGAAGAGGCUCUGGCGGAGGAGAAGACCAUUCUCCAUGUCAAAGAUGCGUACGACUACCAGGGGAGGUCAUACCUCCACGUACCCCAAGACGUGGGCAUCAACCUGCGUACUGCAGACAUCCCAGACAAGUGUUACCUGCCCAAGAAACAGAUCCACCUCUGGUCUGGACACACCAAGGGGGUCAGUGCUAUCCGUCUGUUUCCUGUGUCAGGUCACCUGCUGCUCUCCUGCUCUAUGGACUGUAAGGUCAAGUUGUGGGAGGUGUAUAACGAGAGGAGGUGCAUACGGACAUUUAUCGGCCACAGUAAAGCAGUGCGGGAUAUUUGCUUCAACAACACUGGGUCUCAGUACAUGAGUGCAGCCUACGACCGCUACCUCAAACUUUGGGACACCGAGACGGGGUCGUGCAUCUCCCGCUUCACCAACAGAAAGGUGCCAUACUGUGUCAAGUUCAAUCCAGACGAGGACAAGCAGAAUCUGUUUGUGGCUGGCAUGUCUGAUAAGAAGAUUGUUCAGUGGGACGUGAGGACAGGAGAGGUGGUUCAGGAGUAUGACCGUCACCUGGGAGCGGUCAACACCAUCACAUUUGUGGAUGAGAACCGCCGUUUCGUCAGCACGUCUGACGACAAGUCCCUCCGCGUGUGGGAGUGGGACAUUCCCGUGGACUUCAAGUACAUCGCAGAGCCCAGUAUGCACACUCUAAAUGAUAUUGUAUUUUCUCCCCUCGUAGGUAAGUGUCAGGCCUGUCAGUCCAUGGACAACCAAAUCCUGAUCUUUGGAGCCCAGAACCGUUUUCGUCUGAACAAGAAGAAGAUAUUCAAGGGCCACAUGGUGGCUGGCUACGCCUGCCAGGUGGACUUCUCCCCAGACAUGAGCUAUGUGGUGUCUGGCGAUGCGGAUGGGAAGCUGAAUAUCUGGGACUGGAAGACCACCAAGCUGUAUCACCAGAUCAAGGCCCACGACAAGGUGUGCAUCAGCGCCCUGUGGCAUCCGCAUGAGACCUCCAAGGUCAUCACCUGUGGCUGGGACGGACAGAUCAAACUCUGGGACUAGAAACAUGGGGGUGGGGGGUGCAGGGGGACUCCCUCUCUUUAGGGGGAGAGGUGGUCUUUCUGUCAUGUAUUUUCCAUAAUUUAAUGGCAGCCAUAGGGCUGGUAUCCAGUCCUGUUUUAACUCAGUAUAUAUUUCUACCCCAUCUGAAGAGGGGACACCGGUGGAUUGAACUUUGAACUGGUGAUGUUGAUGAAGAGUUGUAUACAUUUGAAGUUGGAAGUUUACAUAGGCUUAGGUUGGAGUCAUUAAAACUUGUUUUUCAACCACUCCACAAAUUUCUUGUUAACAAACUAUAGUUUUCGCAAGUCGGUUAGGACAUCUAUUUUGUGCAUGACCCAAGUAAUUUUUCCAACAAUUGUUUACAGGCAGAUUAUUUCACUUAGAAUUCACUAUCACAAUUCCAGUGGGUCAGAAGUUUACAUACACUAAGUUGACUGUGCCUUCAAACAGCUUGAAAAAUUCCAGAAAG
This is a messenger RNA of Salmo salar (Atlantic salmon), 2537 nucleotides long. RefSeq names its product pre-mRNA-processing factor 17. Gene Ontology annotation, molecular function: protein binding; mRNA binding. Gene Ontology annotation, cellular component: catalytic step 2 spliceosome. Gene Ontology annotation, biological process: mRNA splicing, via spliceosome. NCBI's taxonomy places the organism in Eukaryota, Metazoa, Chordata, Actinopteri, Salmoniformes, Salmonidae. The record is from RefSeq and is a predicted model, not a curated record.